Molecule: messenger RNA, 683 nt
Organism: Moneuplotes crassus
Lineage: Eukaryota; Ciliophora; Spirotrichea; Euplotida; Euplotidae
Source: the annotation of a GenBank genome assembly
AAAUGAAGAACGAAGGAGACGAUAUCAUUGAAGAAAUCCAGGACCGAAUUAACAUCAUAAAGGCCAAUAUCCACACUCUACAAGCUAAUAUAGAUGAGGAUGCUCCAGCUAAUAUUAUUAGUCUCAAUAUUGAUGUGUACAACAAGAAUAAGAAGAAGAUGAUGACUUUGAUCAAUCAGAAUCUUUCCCAGCACUCACACAAGUCGAGUAACAAGUCUGUGGGCCUGGCUUCAGAGGAAAAAACUAAAACCAAAGAAACAAUUAAAAAUUUGUAUCUCUGCAAGGAUGAAGCUACCAAAAUCUGUAAUACCUUUGAGACAAAGGCAGACUUAGACUCUUUGAAAGCCAAGGUUAAAGAGUCUCAAGAAAUUAAUUUCACAAACACUGAAAGCUUAGAGAAGCUAAUGGGAGAUUACAGAGAAGCAGCUCUUGUAAUCAAUCAUGAAAAUAGGAAACAAAAAGCUCUUGAUGAGAAAGGAGAAGAAUAUAAAAGUGGAGAGAAAUAUAACUCAGGAAAGAAAAAUAAAGAGAAAGGUAUCCCAAAGAGUCUGAGAAUGGUCGAUCUUGAAAGUGAAAAAUAUCAACAACAGCGCAAGAAGAAGUUAGAAACAAUUCCUCAUGAGGAAAAUGAAUCAAAUGAGAACCUUAACGAUAGGACAUGAAUGAGAUGAACUAUUUUUUAA